This is a messenger RNA of Gossypium raimondii (Peruvian cotton), 1399 nucleotides long. Its product is annotated as leucine-rich repeat receptor protein kinase EMS1. The coding region runs from base 100 to 1347 and encodes 415 amino acids. Lineage: Eukaryota; Viridiplantae; Streptophyta; Magnoliopsida; Malvales; Malvaceae. Gene Ontology annotation, biological process: hormone-mediated signaling pathway. Gene Ontology annotation, molecular function: protein binding. Gene Ontology annotation, cellular component: plasma membrane. The transcript has 4 exons. The record is from RefSeq and is a predicted model, not a curated record.
AAAUUAACUAUACAAAACCAAUAGUAGAGCAAGUCUAACCACAAAUUUCGCCACUUGGAGCAUACUUCUGAUCAAAUUGUUGCACUUCCACAAAUUCUGAUGGGAAACGUCACUCGGUUCAUUCUGGCUCUUAUGAUGGUGAUGCUGUUACCUCAUUUUGUGGUUUCAUUCUCUAUCAAAACAACAACCAAUAUCAACACAGAUCAGUCAGCUCUUUUGGCACUAAAAGCCUAUAUUGUUAGCGAUCCUCAAAAGAUGUUGAAAACCAAUUGGUCUACUGCUACCUCAGUUUGUAAUUGGAUUGGUGUCACUUGCGGAUCCCGACACCAAAGAGUCAUAGCUCUUAAUCUUUCCAGCAUGCUUCUCACUGGCACUAUACCAUCUCAAAUUGGGAAUCUAUCUUUUCUUACCUCACUUGACCUGAUGAACAACUCUUUUUAUGGCUCUUUACCGGAUCAGUUUACUAAUUUGCAUCGAUUGAAACAUAUAGACUUAUCUUGGAACAAUUUCUGCGGAGAAAUCCCAUAUUCCUUCCCUAAACUUCAAUACUUGUCUUUGAGAAAUAACAUUUUUGCAGGUGAAAUCCGAUCAGAUAUGUUUGAACAUCUACCUAGAUUGCAAGUGCUUUCCUUGACCCUCAACAAGCUCUCUUCGGAAAUUCCAAUGGGUUUAUUCAAGUGCAAAGAAUUACAGGUUAUAGAUUUCGGAUAUAAUAGGAUGAUGGGAGGGAUUCUACCAAAAGAAAUAGGAAACUUGACAAUGCUUAGGAUUCUACGUCUUGGCGGCAACAUGUUCGAAGGUGUAAUUCCAUACCAAAUCGGAGAUCUUCUCAAUUUGGAAGAAUUAAGCCUUUGUAACACUUUGUUAAAAGGGCACAUUCCUCCAUCCAUCAGUAAUUUAACACGUUUGACAAUUCUCGAUUUAUCCACAAAUUCUUUAACAGGUGUAAUCCCACAUCAAAUUGGGAAUCUUCUCAAUUUGGAAGAAUUAAUCCUUUAUUCCAAUAUGCUAAAAGGGCCUCUUCCGUCAUUCAUUAGUAAUCUAACACGUUUGACAACUUUCGAUUUAUCACAUAAUUCUCUAUCAGGUCAAAUCCCAUCAGGCUUGUUUGAACGUCUACCUAAAUUGCAAAGGCUUGACUUGGGUGGGAACAAACUCUCUGGAAAAAUUCCAUUGGGUUUAUUCAACUGCAAAGAGUUGCAGAGUUUAAUUUUAGAUAGUAAUAGAUUGGAAGAGAUUCUACCAAAAGAAAUAGGAAACUUGACAAUGUCAAUGCUUGAGGCUCUAGAUCUCCACAACAACCUGUUGAAAGGUAAAAGGAAAACAGGUGGAUGCUAUUUUAGUUAAAGUACGCUUUUUGGUGACAAAAUUUGAAGAGGAAAUAAGAAUGUUUAAAGAU